This is a messenger RNA of Nelumbo nucifera (sacred lotus), 1169 nucleotides long. The record is from RefSeq and is a predicted model, not a curated record. Lineage: Eukaryota; Viridiplantae; Streptophyta; Magnoliopsida; Proteales; Nelumbonaceae.
CUUACCACCUAGAAAAACUGAAACCUGCUAUUAAAGUCCAUACUCCAUAUACCGCUUGCCCGGGUUGAAACUGUCUUAAAUUGAACACAAUAUGUAGAGUUGUAGACUUUUUCGUUUUAAGGAAACUGAAGUAGGUGAUUAGUUCAAUUCAAUUCGUGGUGAAGAAACAAUCUACACCGAAUCCUUCUGCUCUUUGUUUAAUUAUAGGAUCACGCUUCAUCUAUAAAUCCCUUCUACAUUCAUUCCAAUUUCCUCAUCUCUCUUUCUCUCUUUUAACCAUCUACGUCUCUACCCUUCUUAUUUUGAAUCCUAUCUUUGUUUUUUUCUUUUUUUCUUUUUAUCCUCCUCGUCCUCGUCCUCACAGAGCCAUGGCGGCCCAUUCGAGUAUCAAAUCCAUGGCUCUGUGCUUUGUUAUGACCAUGUGCUUGGUGGUCUCGUCUGUUGCAGAGCUUCAAAGAUUCGACCAUCCCGCAAAUGAUGAUGGGUCACUAAGCUUCUUGGUCAUCGGAGACUGGGGAAGAAGAGGAACUUACAACCAGUCUGAAGUUGCCGUUCAGAUGGGAAGGGUUGGGGAGAAACUAAAUAUUAAUUUCGUGAUCUCCGUUGGUGAUAAUUUUUAUGACAACGGCUUGACGGGCGAAAACGAUCCUAACUUCGAGGAAUCAUUUACCAAGGUCUACACUGCUAAGAGUUUGCAAAAGCAGUGGUACAGUGUUUUGGGAAACCAUGAUUACAGAGGUAAUGUGAAGGCGCAACUGAGCCCUGUCCUAAGGCAGAUAGAUAGCAGAUGGCUGUGCUUGAGAUCUUUUGUUGUCAAUGCAGAAAUUGCGGAAUUCUUCUUUGUGGACACAAAUCCAUUUGUGGACAUGUACUUUUAUGACCCAAAAGAUCACAUCUACGAUUGGAGAGGUGUUCUUCCAAGAAAGAAGUACAUUGCCAACCUUCUCAGGGAUGUAGACACUGCACUAAGUCAGUCGACGGCGACAUGGAAGAUUGUGGUGGGUCACCAUGCAAUCAGAAGUGUUGGGCAUCACGGCGACACCAAGGAGCUUGUUGAGAAACUCCUCCCAAUCUUGACUCAAACCAGCGCUGAGAUUCUGUUCUAUGAUGUUAAUGGCUAUGUGUUGCACAGAUGGACUGGGUCCAAGCAACUCUACUCAGCCAUUUAA